Molecule: messenger RNA, 3355 nt
Organism: Schistosoma rodhaini
Lineage: Eukaryota; Metazoa; Platyhelminthes; Trematoda; Strigeidida; Schistosomatidae
Source: the annotation of a GenBank genome assembly
AUUAUAUUCAUUUACUUCCUAAUUAAGAUUAGUCUAUUGUAUAUACCCUAUGAAGUUCAACAAUCUUCAUCAACUUGUAAAGAAUAAUUAAACAAUCGAAUUGACCAAUCAGAUACAAUAAUUUUGAGAAGUUAUUUCCACCAAUUCAAAUGAAGUCAAUGAUAACUCAUUAGGAAAUUGUAUAUAAAUAGCUAAUAUUGUUUUUUUUUUUAAAAAAAAGAAAAAGAAAUACUAGUUCACAUCUAUUUCAUCAUAAUUAUCCAACUGUCAAUUGUAGAUAUAUUUAAAAUACAUUUCAAUAUUGAUAAUAAUAACUGGUUAUUCAUUAUAAAAAGAAAAAAAGAAAGAAGAAACAACUCAUGAAUCCAUCUAUAUACUAUAACAAGUGACCUUUCAUUCAUUAGAUUUGUAUUAAAAGUGAGAUUAUCAACAAGGAAUUACUAAACCUCCACCCACCCCCUUUCAAUUAACACAUAAUACAUUUUAUAUAUUUUUUUUAAAUUUUAUACAUAAGUAACAUACAACAAAUAAAAAGUAUUAUGUAAUAUAAAAUGCCUCAUAAACCAAGAAUACAAAUCGGAAUUUCAUGCAGAAAUAUACCCAAAUUACUCAAAGCAUCAUAUGCCAAAUUUUCAGUAUCAUAUGGUGGUUAUCUACACGAAAAACAUGUAACUGAAACUGAACUUGUUUAUAAUAAUCUUUCACCAAAUUAUACUACACGUCUUAAUUUAGAAUAUUGUUUUGAAGAGAAACAAAUUAUAACAACAGAAAUAUUUGAAUGUGAACGUGAAGAUCGAGAGAAUUCGGUUCUUCUCGGUUAUAUACAAUGUACUGUUGGCCGUGUAAUCCAUAGUGGUGGUGAACUAAUUUUACCAAUAACAUGGAAUGAAGAUAUUCAAGUUGAUCGAAAUACAUCAACAGAGGUGGUCGUUUGUAUUCGAGAAGAUCCUUUUUCCAAAGAAAAUAUUUUUAUUAAAAUGAAUGGAGCAAAUUUGGAUAAAAAAGAUUUUUUCGGUAAAUCAGAUCCAUAUGUAAUUAUUUAUCGAAGAAAUGAAAGAGGAAAAUUACAAAAAUGUUACCGAAGUGAAGUGAUCAAGAAUACAUUAUUUCCAGACUGGAAACCAAUACUUAUAUGUUUAGAUAGAUUAUGUGGAGGGAAUAUUGACUGUGAAUUAUAUUUUCGAUGCUUUGAUUGGGAUGGAGCCGUAGGUGAUUCUGAAGAUGUUGAUACAGAAAUUGAUGAUCUAAUUGGUGAAUUUAAUACAACUGUUAGUCGUUUGUUGAACAGUAAUGAAAAUGGAAUUGAAUUUCAGUUGAUUAAUAUGCCGAAGAAAAAACGAAAAAAAUGUUAUCAGAAUUCUGGUCUACUUACUGUAAAAUUAUAUUUUGCUCAAUCGAAAUUUUCAUUUCUCGAUUAUAUAUUUGGCGGUCUAAGCAUAAAUGUAGUUGUAGCUGUCGAUAUGUCAACUCAUGCUUCAAUGAAUUCAAUAACAAAUACACCUAGUCAACAAAUAGAAUUAUCUCAAUCACAUACAGAAUAUGAAGUUGCUAUACAAGCUGUAAUGGAAAUACUUCAAGAAUAUGACAGUGAUCAACUAUUUCCUGCUUUUGGAUUCGGUGCAAAAGUUUCAUCAGGUGGUAAACUAUCUCAUAGAUAUCCAUUAAAUGGGGAUGUAAACAAUUGUUAUUGUAAGGGUAUGGUAGGAGUACUUUCAGCCUAUAGGCGUUGUUUAACUGAUUUAUAUUCAUCUGGUCCAAUAUUGUUUUCACCAAUUAUUCGAGAAGUUAGCGAAGCAGCUAAACGAAGUGAAGCAGCUGAUAAUUAUUAUGUUCUAUUAAUAUUAACUAAUGGUACUGUAGAUGAUUGGAUUGAAACUAAAAAAUCUGUCAUUGAAACUUCAUUUCUUCCCAUAUCUAUCAUUGUACUCGGUGUUGGUGGCGGAAAAUUUUCAGAAAUGGAAAUUUUGGAUCAAGAUUUUGGUUUGUUGAAAGUUGGUCAAGAACAAGCUUGUAGAGAUAAUGUACAAUUUGUACAAAUGAGACGAUUUUUACGAUUAGCAGCUGAUGGAUCAGAUAGUAUACGUUGGAGUAAAGUAGCAUUAGCCAAAGAAGUAUUAGCUGAACUACCUUCACAAAUUUUGGAAUAUUUAGACAAAAAUCAUCUUAGUCCACAACAUCUUGUACCUAGACAAGCAGAAAAACUCAGUGAUUUAACAAAUCCUGAUUGGUGGCGACGAUUCACUCAACCAUUAUCUGAAAAUCAACCUGAACCAUCUGAAGAUGAAAAUGAUGCUUUACAACGUUUACAAUUAAUUGAUAAAAAUAAUCAACCAACAACAUCAUCAUCAUCAAAUUCACCAAUUAGUUCAACAUCUUCUGAUCAAUAUUAUUGUAAAUCUGGACAAAUAUUUAAUUUAACUGAUAAUAAUAAUAAUUCUACAUUAAAUGAAAUGAAAAGUUAUUCUAUGAAUCAAUCAUCACCUAAAAAAACUCAAAUACCAUUAUAUCGUCAAAUGUCAUUAGGUACAACAAAAUUAUCAGAGAAUUAUCCAACUAAAACACGUUUUCGACGAUUACCAAGUGGUUUAGAUACAAAUAAUAAUACAAAUCGAGUUACACCAAAUCGAUCAAAUAACAAUAUUAAUACUGGUACUGGUAAUAGUUCAAAGUAAAGAAAAAAAAUAGAAGAAAAAAAGAAGAGAGAUCAUACAAUGUAAUAUAUAUAUAUAUAAGUUCUCUUCUUACUUAUUUUUGUUGCUAACCAACAUCAUUAUAAAGCAAAAAUGAAAAAAAAUUGAUUGAUUGAAAUGGGUUGAUUUUUUUUCUCUAUUUUUGUGAAAGAAUAAAUAAAUCAAUAAAGAUAAACAAUUUUAUUCUUGUCUUAUUUUAAUUAAAGAAUUAAUCAUUGUAAAUGUAAACAAUACAAUUAGAUUAAUAAUAAUAAUAAAUAAGCCUAACAGAUAACAUUUGUAUGAUAAUGAACUCUUUAAAGUGCCUCAUUGACAUUUUUUUCUUUCAUUUUGAUAAACUAACUCAUUAAACACAUAGAUGAUAGUAAUUUACUACUGAUUAAUUUAAAAGUAGAUUAAGUAAAAAUUAAAUAAAAAAUAAUUGUAAUCAUUAUGUAUUUCAUCACAUCUUUUUUUUACAUAUAACAAAUGAUGGACACUUCUAUUGACAUAUAUACAUAAUAUAAUAUGAAUAUAUUUUAUAUAAACUUAUUACUUCAUUCAAUGUGUCAAUGCAUAAGACAAUUAAUAAAGAGUACUUUAUAUUGAAAAGAUAAGUUAAUGUAUCUGUUCAUGAAAUCUACAAGGAUUUUCACUGCUCCAUACUACUACUAUUACUACUACUA